Messenger RNA from Prunus armeniaca (apricot), 564 nucleotides. The record is from the annotation of a GenBank genome assembly. NCBI's taxonomy places the organism in Eukaryota, Viridiplantae, Streptophyta, Magnoliopsida, Rosales, Rosaceae.
AUGUCGAUUAGGUCGGUAUCCACCCGCCCUCAAAUUACCGCUAAAAGCUCGUCGGCAAGCGAAAUCGGAACAAGCCCUAGCUGCGCAGUCCUCAACUUCUCCAGAAGUAGAAAUUCAAGCAUAAGGUUGUGUAUGGGUAGCGGCAAUGGAGGAUUCGGACAAAAUCCAAAUGGGGUUGGUGACAGAGACGGCGUCAUCAUCGUCGACCAUGGUUCGCGCCGCAAGGAAUCAAAUCUCAUGCUAAAUGAGUUCGUGUCCAUGUUUAAAGAGAGAACUGGGUACCCCAUAGUGGAGCCUGCUCAUAUGGAGUUGGCGGAACCAUCAAUUCAUGUUGCAUUCAAUUCCUGUGUUCUACAAGGGGCCAAUCGGGAUAUUCCAUCCCUGACAGCUGAAGCUGCAAAGGAGCAUCCUGGUGUCUCAUAUUUAGUAACGGCACCUCUUGGCCUUCAUCCGCUACUCGUGGAUGUUUUGAAUGAUAGGAUCAAUCACUGCUUAAGCCAUGUUGCUGGAGAUGCAGAGGAGUGCUCUGUUUGUGUUGGAACAAACAAAUGCCAGCUCCAUUGA